This is a messenger RNA of Hypomesus transpacificus, 2146 nucleotides long. Its product is annotated as vacuolar protein sorting-associated protein 37B-like. The transcript is spliced from 4 exons. Gene Ontology annotation, biological process: ubiquitin-dependent protein catabolic process via the multivesicular body sorting pathway; protein targeting to membrane; protein targeting to vacuole. Gene Ontology annotation, cellular component: ESCRT I complex. The coding region runs from base 117 to 875 and encodes 252 amino acids. Lineage: Eukaryota; Metazoa; Chordata; Actinopteri; Osmeriformes; Osmeridae. The record is from RefSeq and is a predicted model, not a curated record.
UAAAAUAUCGCUCUUACUUCCGGUUUGGCUGCCCCCUUGCUAGGUACUUCUGUCUGUGUAGCUACUGGAAAUAGCUAGCUACAAGAAAACCUACAAACAAAAUUAUCUUGGGAGAAAUGGCCGAAUUCAACGAAAAAUGUCGUUCUUUUUCUAUGACACAGUUAAACGAAUUGCUUGAAGACGACGAGAAGCUUAACAGUAUCGUGAAAGAAAUGGAUGAGAUGCUACAGGUUCAGCAGCUGAAGGAGUUCACUCUGGCCAGUAACAGAAGUCUAGCAGAACAGAACCUACACCUGCAGCCCAGUCUGGAAAACCAGAAGAACCACCUGACCAAACUCUACCGCCACCUACAGGACCUCUACGACAACUACCAGCUACGCAAAUCCACACUAGACCACAGCUCAGGUAACAGUUCUCUGGACAUACAUCUGGCGUUGUUGCAAGCGGAAGGAGCCAAGAUUGAGGAAGAAACUGAGAACAUGGCAGACGCCUUCCUGGACGGAGAUGUCUCUCUGGACUGCUUUAUUGAAGAUUACCAGAGGAGGCGCUAUCUAGCCCACCUCCGCCGGGUCAAAAUCGACAAACUCAGAGAGCAUGUGCUGAAAGGCCUCAACCGACUCCCCCUGACCAGCACCUCCACCAACAUCCCGUCGCUGUCCGCCCAACCCCUGGACCUCCCCACCUCUCCAUCUGCCUACACCAACGGCUCCCCUUCGCCCCUCUACACACAGGCUGUUCCACACCCACCUCACCCCUUCCCCGGCCUGGCUUCCACAGGCUACCCUUACAUGCAGCAGCCCUACGCCCCUGCAGUCUCACAGCACCCCUCCUCGUCCGCACGCCUGCCCCCCCGAACUGGCUUCAUAAUGCAAUGAGGGAUUGGGGGGGGGAUUCAGGGAACGGUGACUAACUUUCUACUUAGAAGACACAGGAUGAGGCUUCAACCCAUAGAUUCUUUGCUGGCGUCAAAAUACAUGGCUAUUUAAGCUGAGGGGUGCCCUGAGAACUCAUUCUAACCUAAUUUAUCUGGAUUGUGAAUGAGGGGUUCACAAUUUUGUAUGUAUGCUUUCUGGAGACUAUUUAUACAGGAACGCCCAAUGCUUUCUCCUUUAUAAUGUACAUAAGGUAUCUGGUGGUAACUUGCAAGACUUUGGGGCAAUUGGUGGGUGCUACAGAUGUUGUAUGUUUUAAAUGUAGUAUAUUUGUCUCUGUGACUGACAGUGAGGUUUCUUACUGAAUCCAGUGUUGUAAUAAGGACCUGCCACUCCCAAGACCAUAUUCUUCUAAAAGGGUCCGGCAGGGUAGAGCUGAAUGUAGUCCACUAAAAUCAAUACGGCUAACUCACUUAACACCCUUUUAAACGGCACCAUGUCAGAAUUUGACAGGGACCAUACAAGGAUAUAUCUAAGUUGUUUACAGUUCAGUAAGGUUUAAGAGCCAAUAUAGCGGGUUUCCAGUUGUUCAAAGGAGAGCGUAUGCGGUCUGGGGAAAUGGUGCUAUUGCUUACUUGCUAGAUCUACCUAGCGGUCAACAGGUAAUGAAGCGCGUAGCGCCCUUUCUGCGCUUCUCAGAGAAAAACACUAUAUGACGUAUUUUAGUGUUUUGGGCAGUUCUGGAAGAUGAUAAGACCGGUUAUGAAGGUUUUUAUGCAAAUUGAUUUUCGGAAUAUUCAAAUGUUUCACUUUGGUUGGAAAGCUAGGUGACAGGACAAGGGCAAACUCAAUUCUGUAUGCAUUUUAACACUCAUGGCAAACUACAUUAUAGGUCCAUCACAUCAGUCAAAUUUAAUCUAUGGGUGCUAUUUAACUGGAUUAGUAGAAUCUGCAUUAACUGGAUUAGUAAAAUCCUUCUCUACCCUCUUAAAAGGUAGCCUGUUUAGCUUUUAUAAUCAUGUUGCGAUAAGGUAUGCAUUUUUUUCUCAGGCCUGUAACAAUUUAUAGGAUGUGAUAAGAAUUUGAUUUGACACUACCCAAUUAAAGACGGAUUUGAAAGUUAAGGUUUAAGAAACUUCUAGGAAAAAAACUACUUGCACACUUGAGGUGUUUUCAUCCAGUACAACUUGAGGUACUAGUGCCAUAUUAUAGCUUUAUCAUGACUUGACACCCUGUCUUUCUAAACUAACCAAUAAAAUUAUUUUCUUAAAACA